AUGAAGAAAUUACACUCAUCAUCAUCGUUAGAGAAAAAAGACAGCAACCGGAUGCAGAUCAAAAACGUCGAUCGGAUCAGCAACCUUCCGGACGAGGUGUUGCUCAUAAUACUAAAGAGCAUGUCCACAGAAAAAGCAGUUCAGACAAGUUUGUUGUCUAAACGUUGGGAAGGUGUUUGGAAGAAAAUGCCUUAUCUCUUCUUCGAUACGAGAAAGGCUCUCAAGGUGGAGGUGUCUCAAGCCGAACAUUCCAAUUUCAUUGCCCCAUUGAUAACCAAGGUUAUAAACAAUCACAAUGGCAAUUUGGAGCACUGCAAAAUCCAGCAUUUUUCAAACCAAAGUCUAGAUGGUACACUCGAAACUUGGAUCCGAUCAUUGAUCUACGUGAAACACACUAAAUGUCUCGCAAUUGAGAGAGUUCAUGAUAAUAUUCUUUCUCUGAAGGGUCUGGUGUUCCUCUUACCCCCAAACAUAUUUUCACAUCCAACACUCACCUCACUACUCGUGUCUCGAUUCAUAUUUGACUUUGCACAUGCCUUUAACAAUUGCAAGAAUCUCAGAAUUCUUAAACUUUACCAAAUUAAAGUUAAACUUGAUGUGCUCAACACAGUCAUUGCAUCGUGCCCCUCCCUCAAGAUGCUGGUACUAGAAGUCUACUGGUACAGCCGACGUGGUUGUUUAAAGAUUCAUAACAACAACUUAAAGAUUGUGCAUCUGUCCUUCACCGAAAUUGAUAACAUUGAAGUGUCCGCAGCUCUUCUGGACAUAUUCUCUAUUCACAAUUUUGAACUUGCGAGGGGGACUAAAUUCGUUCUUGACACCCCAAGAUUACUCCAGUUCAGUCAAAGAUGGGGAGAUGUAGACCAAAGUGUGUCUCACAUCGUCUACAAUAUCUCAUGCGACACUCAGGGGAAUGAAAACAUUGGACAUGAAUUCGUGAGUAACAUUGAAAAUUACGAAAACAUUGAGUUUGCAACUUUGGCGGUGAAUGUGGAUAUGAUGAAUCCAAAAGAGGUUUGCAUGCUAAAGGAAGUUUUAGAUGCAUGGGCUAGAGACUUGCAAAAACUCUAG
Messenger RNA from Eruca vesicaria subsp. sativa (arugula), 1071 nucleotides. NCBI's taxonomy places the organism in Eukaryota, Viridiplantae, Streptophyta, Magnoliopsida, Brassicales, Brassicaceae. The record is from the annotation of a GenBank genome assembly.